Ochotona princeps (American pika) is the source of this 1721-nucleotide messenger RNA. It is a transcript of the gene LENG9, whose product is annotated as leukocyte receptor cluster member 9. Bases 1 to 1521 code for a protein of 506 amino acids. The record is from RefSeq and is a predicted model, not a curated record. Gene Ontology annotation, molecular function: metal ion binding. The transcript is spliced from 2 exons. NCBI's taxonomy places the organism in Eukaryota, Metazoa, Chordata, Mammalia, Lagomorpha, Ochotonidae.
AUGGCCACAGGACCGAGGACAGGCGGACACGGGAGGCCGGGCACGGGGCGAUGGCCACAGGACCGAGGGCGGGGCGCACGGGCCGCCCUCCCGAGGACCGGCGGGCGGAGUCGGGCGCUCACCAGCGCCCUGGGCGUGGCCGGCACCGUCGCCGUCGCCUCCGGACCCAUGGCGGAGGCUCCUGCCGAGGCCCCCGCGGCCCCGCCGGCCUGCCGCUUCUUCCUGGAGGGCCGCUGCCGCUUCGGCGCCCGGUGCCGGCAGCCUCACCCGGGGGCUCACCCGGGGGCCCCGAGGCCUCACCCGGGGGCGCAGCCCGAGGCCGCGGCCAAGAAGCCGCCGCUGCGCACGGCCGCGGCCGUCAUCCAGCGCAUCCGCUGGGACCCGCGCCUCGACCCCGCCGACUUCUCGGUGGGCUACGCCGACCGCUUCCUGGGCGUGCGCGAGGAGCCCUUCGGCGCCUUCUGCUGGGACGAGCCGCUGGCCGCGCUCGGGCCGGGCGUGCUGGCCGUACCGCAGCACCGCGUGCGCUACUUCCGCUUCCGCGGCCGCCUCGUGUGGGACCGCGCCUCGCGCACCGACCUGGUGUUCGGCUCGGGCGCGGCGGCCGGCCGCGGGCCCACCAUCCUGGACGCGCUGGACGCACUGGAUGCACACCGGGUCCUGAACGCACAGGGGCCUAGGGCUGGCCCUGCGCGACUGGAGGCCCACGCUGCCCAGGGCAGAGGUAGUGGGAAGCCAGCCCAGACACGGCCCCAGGAAUCGAGUUCAGAGGAGCGGGGAGAGGCACCCGAGGAGAGUGGGCUGCAGGAGGCCGACCCUGCUGCCCGGGUUCAGAGCGGAGAGGUGGGGAGCGCACUGACGCCAGCAGGGCCCAGCAGGGCCACGGAGCUGCCAGGCCUGGAGGGGUCGGGGUGGUCUGCUGGGGAGCUGGACGCAGCGUGGGGCCCCAAGGCCGCAGCACCUCGGCCACCACGCCCCACACACUUCGUGGCGCUCAUGGUGACCGAGCUCGGGCUGCAGAAGGCGGUGGCACGGGCCCAGGAGUACCUAGUCCAAAUGGCCCCAUCCUGUGCCCCGUUCCUGGUGCCCCCCGAGGCCCUGCACCUGACAGUGGCCCUGCUGCGCCUGGCGGGCCCUGGGGAGGAAGCAGCGGCCAUCGGGGCUCUGAGACGGGCACUGUCUGACCCCGACUUGCCAGCACCCCGGUGGCUGAGCUUCAGGGACCUGGUGCUCCAGGGCCACCAUGUGCUUUGUGCCCUGCCCCACCCCCCUCUGGACAGCAUGGUUCAAGCCCUGAGCCAGAGGCUGGAGGCUGAGGGGCUGCAGGUGCUACAGCCCACUGGAAGCCUGCACCCCCACCUCACCCUGGCUAAGGUACCCCACGGCUCCAGUGUCUGCCUCCCCGAGCCUGGGGUCUGCCUGAGUCCUGAGGCAAGCCAGCCACUGGGGAAGGUCUGGCUGUGCCGCGUGCGCCGGGCAGGGGGUGCCUACCAGGCCCUGGCGGAGAUCCACCUGGGGUAAUCCCCGGCCCCCGCAGGAAGCAGGGGAAGCCACGCUCGCUCUCUCUUUCUCUUUAUUUUGGUUUCUCUCAAGCUUCCAAGUGCUGUGCAGUGUCCAAGGAAAGAAUGGAGGGGAGGGGGAGAGGGAGGCAGAGGAGGAGCAUCGGGAAAGCGGCAGCCUGACAGUGCAGCUGUGGCCAAGCUCCGGCACGGCCUCCGUAC